AGCAAAGAAUAAUUCAUCUGCGUCCUGACCAAGAGCGAGAGCGAUCCCACUUUGUUGAUAAAACCUCGGGUCUUGAUAUGGAGGUUGUAGAAAGCCAGUUGUUACUUGACUGGCUUGCAUUCCACUAUCGAACCUUUGGGACGACUCUUGAAAUAAUUACAGAUAAAUCUCAGGAAGGAGCCCAAUAUGUCCGCGGAUUUAGUGGGAUUGGGGCAUGUCAAAUCUGUGCAUGUGUCUGUGGAGAUGAUAUUCCUUAA
Molecule: messenger RNA, 257 nt
Organism: Protopolystoma xenopodis
Lineage: Eukaryota; Metazoa; Platyhelminthes; Monogenea; Polystomatidea; Polystomatidae
Source: the annotation of a GenBank genome assembly